Molecule: messenger RNA, 5430 nt
Organism: Microplitis demolitor
Lineage: Eukaryota; Metazoa; Arthropoda; Insecta; Hymenoptera; Braconidae
Gene: Lpin
Product: phosphatidate phosphatase LPIN2
Exons: 11
Coding region: 1099-4467 (1122 amino acids)
Biological process (GO): triglyceride biosynthetic process; fatty acid catabolic process; cellular response to insulin stimulus
Cellular component (GO): nucleus
Molecular function (GO): transcription coactivator activity; phosphatidate phosphatase activity
Source: RefSeq, a predicted model, not a curated record
UUUAGACUUUCAUCGCGACUACACGUGUGUUUAUAUUUAACUGAUCUCUGUUUAUUAAUUUAUUUAUAAUUAUAAAACAAAAAUAUGUGUUAAUAAUUUAUUUAUUAUUUAUUGAUAUUUAAAUAAUUAUAAAAAUUUUUUUUUUCAUUUAUAACUAUAACAGUUAAUACACAUGUUGGAUAUACUCUGGAUAUUUUCAGUUGAAAAAAUACAAAAGUGAAAAAUCCGCGCCACGUGCAUUUAUUGAUCACGUGGUACGCCAUCUUAUCGACCGAACAUUAAACACGAGCUGUCAUUGGAUUUUCCAAGACCACGUGAUCUACCAACUGACGUAUGUCCCCACCAGUGAUUUAGUCGUGUACUAUCUUGUGCAAUCUAGUGUGUGAGAGUUGUCAGUGUAUAUACCUAUAGCUCAUAGAAUUGUCAGUGUGUUAAGACAUAUAUAUUUAUAUAUACAUGUAUAUUUAAUAGCGGGUGCUGAGACUGGGGAAAGUAAUAGUAACAAACAGGCAACAGCAGGCAAGAGCUAGCAAACCUGGUCAAGACCCUUGAGGUCUUGGGAGAACAAAGGAUUUACAAAACGCCAAGUGAACGUUAACGUUUUAAAAUUCUCAAUCGAUUUAGUUAUUGUAAUUUCGAUUAUUUAAUUAAAAAUAAUAAUAUUUAUUAUUUAUUUAAGACACUAAGAACAAUUAUUUUUUACACUAUCAGUGAUAUAGAUAUAUCUACUCACAUACAUGCGAUUUAAAUUGAUUUGACAGUUUUUUUUCGUCACAAAAUAUAUUUGCAUAUUGUGUAUAUUCAUAUAUCUCGGAAGUGGAUGACGACAAAUAAAUUUAACAGCUUUGCUUAACAUUAUAGUGGACUUUGAUUCCGCUAUAUAAUAAUAUCAAAUAUUUAUUUAACGAAUUACAUAUAAAUAUAUUCACUGAUCAAUGAUUUUUUAUUUGAAUAUUUGUGUGAUGACUAGAUAGAUCAAGUACAAGUAUUCACAAUUAGUUAUUGUCUGAUAAUUUAAUCUCAAAAAAACAAGGAUAUAAAUAUAAGUAACAAUAAUAAUAAUUAACAACGAUUGGUUAAGUGAGUGAGACAUAUAAAAUGUACAGCAUGAACUACAUUGGCAAGUUCAUCAGUAACUUUCGUGAUUUUUACAAUGAAAUUAAUGCUGCUACUCUUACUGGAGCUAUUGAUGUAAUUGUCGUUGAACAAGAUGAUGGAUCAUUCACUUGCUCACCUUUUCAUGUUAGAUUUGGUAAACUUGGAGUCUUGAGAUCAAGAGAAAAAGUCGUGGACAUUGAAAUAAAUGGAGAGCCAAGACAAAUUCAUAUGAAAUUGGGUGAUUCUGGAGAAGCUUUUUUUGUUGAAGAAGUAAGCUCACAUGGUCUUGAAAAUGGCACUGAGAUACCACCACAUCUUGCUUGUUCACCUAUACCAGAUGACAAUUGUUUUCCUCCUCCUAGAUUUCAUUUAUUAUCUGAUCUCCCUCAAGAGCAACAUGAAAAAAUUCUACGUGACUCGGUGCUGUCGAUAGAACGUGAAAAAUUGGAGCAAAUGUCAUCUUUGCCAGUAGAUCAACGUGAAAAAUUUUUAAUUGAACAAUUUUCUGAUUUGCCAGCUGAGCAUCGGGAAAAAUGGCUUCAAAUAGCAUCAAUGACAUACGAAGAACGUAGUAAAAUUUUUGAAGAAAGCUUAAGUGCGAUGUCAACACGACAAAAACAGCAGAUGAUACGAGAUGAAUAUUCAGCUUUGAAAAUAGAAGAUAGAGAAAGAUUGUUCAAAGAAAAUUUUCCGGAACUGCCGGCUGAACAGAGACCAAAGUUUGAGAAAGCAUUGUUGAAUGACUGGAGAAGAAAAGAGGACGAUGAUGAGGAUGAAGAAAAAUGGAAAGAGCACAAUGAAAUUUCAUCUCAAGCUGAAGAAGAAAUUUUUAACAUGGAUAAUAUUAAUGAGGAUGAAGUCAAACCUGUGUCUACACCAAAAUCAUUUGUCGCUGUUACUUCCUCUGAGAGAAUAAGAAAAAUUAGCGUUGUUAAUAAUGAUUUUCGACCAAUUACUGAUGAUUCAUCGAAUAACGUUAGAGAAAAAAUAUCAUGCGACGAGUCUAGCAAAGUUGAUAAAAAAUCUCACGUUGAUGAAAUUGUUGAUGAAGUUAAAGUUCAGUCAUCGUCUUCAUCGAAACGUAAAAGAAGGAAGAAGAGUAUCAUGAAGAAAAAAGGAGCUCAAAGAAAAGCCAGCAAUGGAAGUAGCAGUCAGACAGAAGUCAGUGAAACUGAGACAACUCAACCUACUGAAGAAUCACUGAGUGAACCAGUAUUGAAAAGCGCAAGUCCCAUUGUUGAAAAUGAAACCAAAGCAACUGAAGAUUUGCCACCACAAUCAGAUUAUCACUUCUUCAGUGACACUGAAAUUACCAAGAACCGGGAUUCCAGGCCUUGCUCACCUGUACAAUCCGACACGGAAUUCGAGAUGCGUAAAAUUGAACAACAACGCGAAGAAGUUAAAGAACGUGAGGAUGAUAAAAGUCAUCAGCAAAGUUGGAGAUGGGGUGAAUUACCAAGUCCACCACUCGAAACAUCUCACGCUCUUAAUUCUGCUACAACUGUUAUCCAACCAAAUGAUGCAGAGGCACAGCGUUCUAUGCUCAGUGGUAUGUUCUCCUUCAUGAAGAAGACGUCACGCGUAAGACACAAUCCGGAAUCCGAAGGAAUUUACUUGAGUGAUUUAAAUGCUGAUGAAUUGGAUCCUGAAGUCGCUGCCCUUUAUUUCCCCUCUUCCCAUCGCGGAACUACCGUAGCGAAAGAAGGUAAACAAGUUGAUGAAGAAGACACUGAAUCUGGAAAUGGUCCAAGCUUACCACAAAGUCCUAACAGUGUAGAAGGUGCUAUUGGAGGUCCUAAAUCAUUGGACAGUGAUUUCGAAGAAUCUAAACAGUCAUUAUUUGACAAUAAUAUCGAUAUAAGCUUAUCACUAUGUGGUGGUUUAGAUAUUGAAAAUGGUCCAAUUGAUGAAUCAUUUCAACAAAAUUUACUUCACUAUGAUGAUCUCUGCAAUGAUACCAAAUUAUAUGAGAAUCCAAAUUUGGUUGUUAAAAUAAAUGGUAAAUAUUACAAUUGGACAACAGCCUGUCCAAUUAUUAUGUCACUAGUUGCUUUUCAUCGUGGUUUACCUCAACACACGAUUGAAAAUUUGUACGCGCAGUCUGGUUCUUUGCCAAUUCAUCAAGACAACAAAAAAGAAAUAGCUAACAAGACAAACGAAGCAAGAAGUGGUUACAGUUCGUGGUUCUCGUGGAGACGUUCAUCAACUCAGCCGCCUAAAAAAAUUUCUGAAACCAUUGGACAAGACGGCCAUGAUAUUUCAGUAGAAAAUAAUCAAGCUGCGGAAUCCCCAGAGUCUGCUAUUGAUAUUGAAGAAGUGGACUCACCAUCUGCAGAUCAAGAAAAAAAUGAAGUUGAAGAAAAACAAGUAAUGCUAGAAAGCAAGAAUUUGGAUGAAAAUUCAUUGAAUAAUCUUGAAGGAAAUCUAACAGCUCAAUCUUCAGUCGAACAAACUAAUGAAAGACCAGAGGGUGAAGGGUACAGCGGAAGCGAAGAUUCAGACAGUAAUCCAAAUGAAACUCAAGGAGUUAGAAUACCAGACCGACGAAGACCUUACUAUGAAUCUGGUGAAAAAUAUCGUAAGACACUUAGACUUACGUCUGAACAAAUAAAAAGUUUAAAUCUUAAAGAAGGACCCAAUGAAGUUGUAUUUAGUGUUACUACCGCUUAUCAAGGUACAUCUCGUUGCAAAUGUCAUAUUUAUCGAUGGAAGUGGAAUGACAAAAUAGUCAUAUCUGAUAUUGAUGGUACUAUUACUAAAUCCGAUGUACUAGGACACAUUCUACCAAUAGUAGGAAAAGACUGGGCACAGUCGGGUGUCGCUCAACUCUUUACUAAAAUUAAAAAUAAUGGUUACAAAUUAUUGUAUUUAUCAGCACGUGCUAUUGGUCAAGCACGUGGUACACGACAGUAUUUAAAGAGUAUAAAACAAGAUGAUCUUUCACUUCCUGAAGGGCCUCUGCUUUUAAACCCAACUAGUCUACUGUCUGCAUUCCAUCGGGAAGUUAUUGAGAAAAAACCUGAACAAUUUAAAAUAUCUUGUCUAAGUGAUAUUCAGGCACUAUUUCCUGAAGGUUCUAACCCAUUUUACGCAGGAUAUGGCAAUCGAAUCAAUGAUGUAUGGGCUUAUAGAGCUGUUGGUAUUCCAAUAACACGGAUUUUCACGAUUAAUCAUCGUGGAGAAUUGAAGCACGAGUUGACACAGACAUUCCAGUCAUCAUAUUCAAAUAUGAGUUACAUCGUCGAUCAUUUAUUCCCAGCAUUGAGAGAAGCAUCUGAUGAAUUCAGUCACUUCUCAUACUGGCGUGAUCCCAUUCCCGAAUUGCCAAACCUCGAUGAUUUAUUCAUUGAAAAUCAAUCUACUCAAUAAGGAUAAUUAUUUUAUAUUUACUACCUAAUUAUUUAUUUCGCAAACACUAAAUAACUAUCUAUAAAAAAUAAAAUAAAAAGUGUUAGCUUUGUUUGCUAAUUUUUCUACUGUACAAUCGCAAUGACGAUACAAUGCACAGACGAAAUGAAAAAAAAAAAAAAAAACGGAAAUGAAAUUCUCGUAGAUAAUCAACAAAAAAAUUCAUGCCAGUACUUAUUAAUCGCUUUCCUGUUAAUUGACUAUAUAAUAUUAAGCAGGGUAUAAAUUCAAGCUUUGACACGAAAAAAAAAAAGAAAAAAAAAGUAUGACUAGAUAUUUUCAAUAAAGAAAUAGCAUUCCAGUUAUUAAUAAUAUGUAAAUUAUUUUGUUAUACGCCGACAUUUAUCAUUGGAAGUAUUUUUUAUUAGAAACAUUUAAAAUUUGUACGUUAUUCUAAACUAAUGAUACGAGUAACUAAAAAAAUAUUAGUACAUAAUUAUUUACAGGCCAACGCCUAAAAAUAAUAUUGUUUUAAACAACAUUGAUAAUAACUAUAAUAAUACAAUUGAAUGAAAUAGUUUCAGGGAAUUUCUAGUCUUGGAUAUUAAUGUAAUCAAUAAGCUUUGAGUUUAUUAAUUAAUUCAUUGUAUAAAUAUAAGAUACAAUGAAAAUUAUCUCACGUUCAUAUGAGGUUAUUCUUUACGACUAGUAAAUGAUUUAUCAUUUUUUUAAUUGUUUCGUAUCACUUAAAAUUUAAUAGCUAUUCUUUAAAUUUAGUUGGCAUAAUUUAUCUAUUGGAAUUAAAGACAAAAAAAAGAUUAAUUAAAAGCAAAUGAUUUGAAUUUUUUUAAUGUGAUAUUUAAAUGUGAACUGUGAAAAGUACAGGAUUUUUUUGUUUCCAUGUAGAAUAUAAAACAAAAAAAAAGUUUUAUUUAAAUUAAUUUGCUAGAUGAGAAUCGAAAAAAAAAGAAAAAUAUUUUUUUA